Messenger RNA from Kogia breviceps (pygmy sperm whale), 1960 nucleotides. RefSeq names its product abhydrolase domain containing 12, lysophospholipase (gene ABHD12). Lineage: Eukaryota; Metazoa; Chordata; Mammalia; Artiodactyla; Physeteridae. Gene Ontology annotation, molecular function: phosphatidylcholine lysophospholipase A1 activity; monoacylglycerol lipase activity. The record is from RefSeq and is a predicted model, not a curated record. Gene Ontology annotation, biological process: monoacylglycerol catabolic process; phosphatidylserine catabolic process. Gene Ontology annotation, cellular component: endoplasmic reticulum membrane.
GGCCCCGCCCCGACCCCGGCCGGCAGGGACGUCAGGGCGGCGGGCUCGAGGCGGCGGCGGCUCCCCUGAGCGGCGGCCGGUGGCGAGAGCCAGGGCGAGGGUGAGGCCGGCGGUGCUGGCCACGGGAUGAGGAAGCGGACCGAGCCCGUCGCCCUGGAGCAUGAGCGCCACGCAGCCUCGGGCUCGUCCUCCGCCGGCUCGGCCGCCGCGGCGCUGGACGCCGACUGCCGCCUGAAGCAGAACCUGUGCCUGUCGGGCCCCGGGCCGGCCGAGCCGCGCUGCGCCGCCGACGCGGGCAUGAAGCGGGCGCUGGGCAGGCGAAAGGGCCUGUGCUUCCGACUGAGGAAGAUACUCCUCUGUGUCAUGGGGUUGUACGUGGCCAUCCCAUUUCUCAUCAAACUGUGUCCUGGGAUACAGGCCAAACUGAUUUUCUUGAAUUUCGUGCGCGUUCCCUAUUUCAUUGAUUUGAAAAAACCGCAGGAUCAAGGUUUGAAUCACACCUGUAAUUACUACCUCCAGCCAGAGGAAGACGUGACCCUUGGAGUCUGGCACACUGUCCCCUCUGUCUGGUGGAAGAACGCCCAAGGGAAGGACCAGAUGUGGUAUGAGGAUGCCUUGGCUUCUAGCCACCCGAUUAUCCUGUACCUGCACGGGAACGCGGGCACCAGAGGAGGCGACCACCGGGUGGAGCUUUACAAGGUGCUGAGUUCCCUUGGCUACCACGUGGUUACCUUUGACUACAGAGGUUGGGGUGACUCAGUAGGAACACCGUCGGAGCGGGGCAUGACGUACGACGCGCUCCAUGUUUUUGACUGGAUCAAAGCGCGAAGUGGAGACAACCCUGUGUAUAUUUGGGGCCAUUCCCUUGGCACCGGAGUGGCCACAAACCUGGUACGGCGCCUCUGUGAGCGAGAGACACCUCCAGAUGCCCUCAUAUUGGAAUCUCCAUUUACUAAUAUCCGUGAAGAAGCUAAGAGCCAUCCAUUCUCAGUGAUCUAUCGAUACUUCCCUGGGUUUGACUGGUUCUUCCUUGAUCCCAUCACAAGCAGUGGAAUUCAGUUUGCAAAUGAUGAAAACGUGAAGCAUAUCUCCUGCUCCCUGCUCAUCCUACACGCCGAGGACGACCCGGUCGUGCCCUUCCAGCUCGGCAGAAAGCUGUACAACAUUGCUGCACCGUCACGCAGCUUCCGAGACUUCAAGGUUCAGUUCAUCCCCUUCCACUCGGACCUUGGCUACAGGCACAAGUACAUCUACAAGAGCCCUGAGCUUCCACGGAUCCUGAGGUGUCCUCCUCUGGUCCAGGGAAUUCCUGGGGAAGUCGGAACCAGGGCGCCAGCACUGAGUGUUACUCGUCACCUGAAGGAGCAUGAAGAUGUCUGCCCUUGUCCCCCCUUCCUCCGGCCAGCCCGGCACCCUGGAGAUGCGCCUGGAGAGAGAACUCGGAUGCCAGCGGGCCAGGCAGAGGAGGCCCUGGCAGACCUGAGGCACCCGCCCCGGGUGGCUGGGAGCACAGGUCUCUGUGGACAGCGUGGGUGGCGGGCAUGUGGCCCUCUCUCUCUCUUGCUGCCACUCAACCUGAGGUCUUGUCGGGAAGACCGUGACAGAGCUUUCUGGACAUCGGCUAGUUGAUCCCACACUUCCUGAGCUGGGCACCAGGAGCCUGGGGCAGGAGGCGUGGGGUCUUGGGACCACGUUGAGCUUUCUGGCACCACCCUCAGGAAUGUGGGGAAACUUGGGUUCUUUCUAUCCCUUCCCAGAACGGACUCUAGUGGUUCCAUCGGCCCCUUCCGCCCUGUGCACCCCGCUUGCCUUCCUUGGUGUCCCUGCCUCCCUGGGCGGCCGCACUGCUCCCAGCGGGGGAGGUGCCCGUGGUCUGCCUUCCUCCUAUUUCCACCCACCUGUCUACCUAACCUGGCCUUAGACUGAGCAUUUAUUUAAGAAUAAAAUCGUGGUGGUGGUC